Molecule: messenger RNA, 2135 nt
Organism: Rattus rattus (black rat)
Lineage: Eukaryota; Metazoa; Chordata; Mammalia; Rodentia; Muridae
Product: zinc finger CCCH domain-containing protein 14-like
Biological process (GO): regulation of mRNA stability
Cellular component (GO): cytoplasm; nucleus
Molecular function (GO): poly(A) binding; metal ion binding
Source: RefSeq, a predicted model, not a curated record
GCGGCCUAGUGGGGCAGGCUGCAGGGUGGCAGCCCGCGGCGGGUUCCAGGUAACCGAGGCGCCGCGCAGUGCUGACCUGGCCGCCCGCCGCCGAGCCAUGGAAAUCGGCACCGAGAUCAGCCGCAAGAUCCGGAGUGCCAUUAAGGGGAAAUUACAAGAAUUAGGGGCUUACGUGGAUGAAGAACUUCCUGAUUACAUUAUGGUGAUGGUGGCCAACAAGAAAAGUCAGGACCAAAUGACAGAGGACCUGUCCCUGUUUCUAGGGAACAACACAAUUCGAUUCACCGUAUGGCUCCAUGGUGUAUUAGAUAAACUUCGUUCUGUUACAACUGAGCCCUCUAGUCUAAAGUCUCCUGAUACCAGCAUCUUUGAUAUGAUGCCUUCAAACAAAAAGAGUUUUAGUCAGGGAGAUGAGAGAAGGCAUGAAGCUGCCAGUUCUCCCUCCGUUUCUAACUCUAGACCUGAGAAAAGAUUCAGAGUUUCUACAAGUUCACAGGAGCACAAAUCCACUAACGUCAGACAUUCAUAUGACGAUGGGGCUUCCACCCGGCUAAUGUCAACAGUGAAACCUCUGAGGGAGCCAGCACCCUCUGAAGAUGUGAUUGACAUCAAGCCAGAACCAGAUGAUCUCAUUGAUGAAGACCUCAAUUUUGUGCAGGAGAAUCCCUUAUCUCAGAAAACCUACAGUUACGGUUCUUCUCGCCCUUCUAUAGAAAUUAGACCACCUGCAAGUAGAAAUGCAGAUGGUACUCAUUUAAACAGGCGCAAUCAGCAGCAGCAAAGCAGUGCCCACACUGCCAAGCAGCUGGAUGGACAGAGCAGCCAGGUGUAUGAAGCAGGACGGUUGUGUGAACCAGAAGUACUUGGCAGCGUAGAAGAUACUUAUAGCCCCUUCUUCAGAAACAACUUGGAUAAAAUGAAUAUUGAGGAGGAAAACUUUCGGAAGAGAAAGUUGCCUGUGGUAAGUUCAGUUGUUAAAGUAAAAAGAUUUAGCCAUGAUGGAGAAGAGGAGGAAGAAGAUGAGGAUUAUGGGACCCGGGUAGGAAGCUUGUCCAGCAGUGUAUCAGUACCAGCAAAACCUGAGAGGAGACCUUCUCUUCCACCUUCUAAACAAGCUAACAAGAAUCUAAUUUUGAAGGCUAUCUCUGAAGCUCAAGAGUCUGUAACAAAAACAACUAACUAUCCUGCAGUUCCACAGAAACAGACACUUCCAGUUGCUCCUAGAACUCGAACUUCUCAAGAAGAAUUGCUCGCAGAAAUGGUCCAGGGGCAAAACAGGGCCCCCAGAAUAAGUCCUCCAGUUAAAGAAGAGGAAGCAAAAGGAGAUAAUACAGAAAAAAUUCAAGGAACUCAACAGAGGCAAUUGUUAUCCCGACUGCAAAUUGAUCCAGUAACGGUAGACACAAUGGAGCUGAGUCAAGCCGAGAUGACUGACCUGAGUGUGGCACAGAAACCAGAAAAACUUUUGGAGCGCUGCAAGUACUGGCCUGCUUGUAAAAAUGGGGAUGAGUGUGUGUACCAUCACCCCAUUUCACCUUGCAAAGCCUUUCCCAACUGUAAAUUUGCUGAGAAAUGUUUGUUUGUGCAUCCAAAUUGUAAAUAUGACGCAAAGUGUACUAAAGCAGAUUGUCCCUUCACUCACAUGAGUAGAAGAGGUCCAGUACUGACUCCAAAACCAGUGUCGUCACCAGCGCCAUCUUCUAAUGGCCAGCUCUGCCGUUACUUCCCUGCCUGUAAGAAAAUGGAGUGUCCCUUCUACCACCCCAAACACUGUAGGUUUAAUACCCAGUGUACAAGACCAGAUUGUACGUUUUAUCACCCCACUAUUACUGUGCCACCAAGACAUGCCUUGAAAUGGAUUCGACCUCAAACCAGUGAAUGAUGCCCUAGUCCUACCUGGCAGAAGAUCAUGCAGUUUGAAAGCUUCCAUCUUCUGAUGAGAGAUGUUCUACAGAACUUGUCACGUCUUUGAAAUUUAGAAUAUAUUGCUUUCAUAAUAUGAAUUUUACUGCCCAACUGAAGUGUCUAAUUUUUCAAAUUUGUAAGUUUAUUAAGUGGUUUCAACCUUUUUUUGUUUGUUCUUUUGACUAUGAAAAGACAGUUUAAAAAAAGCCAAUUCUAUUAAACACUGCAUG